Gavialis gangeticus (Gharial) is the source of this 2656-nucleotide messenger RNA. It is a transcript of the gene PRIMPOL, whose product is annotated as primase and DNA directed polymerase. The transcript is spliced from 14 exons. Gene Ontology annotation, molecular function: DNA-directed DNA polymerase activity; chromatin binding. Gene Ontology annotation, cellular component: mitochondrial matrix; nucleus. The record is from RefSeq and is a predicted model, not a curated record. NCBI's taxonomy places the organism in Eukaryota, Metazoa, Chordata, Crocodylia, Gavialidae. Bases 342 to 2123 code for a protein of 593 amino acids. Gene Ontology annotation, biological process: response to UV; mitochondrial DNA replication; replication fork processing.
CCCACACAACGCGGGGAGUCGGGGCGCUGCUGGGGGAGGGCCGCGGUGUUCCUCAGCCCGUCUCCGGGCCGGGGUCGUGCCUGGGGCUUCUACUACAGGGCUGGCACCACGUGGCCUUCCUCUGCCCCACACGGCAGGGAGCAGCAAGCAGAGCGACAGACAGGGCGGGAGCAGGGGAUCGGUCAGGGCGCGACCUAUGACUCGCCUGCCAAAAAGUGUUCCUGCUUCAGGUUUGCUUUACAGGAUUAGAAGCUCAAAGACUGAGUGAUAGUGAGCUCAGGUGUGCUAAUGCCUCUUCGGAGCACAGUGCUACAAGUUAGUUUCUCACUGCCUGAGGACAGAUGAAGAGAAAAUGGGAAGAAAAACUGAAGAAGAUUGAAGAACUAGAAUCUCAAUAUAAAAGAAACCCACUUUGCUCAGCUUAUAGGCCAAAGCUGUCCAAACCAUGGCAACCAUCCUCUGUUUGGAAAAUAUUUCCUCGACAAGCUCAAGCUUUUGACUAUGUAAAAACCUGCAAAGAGGAAGUGCAUGUAUUUGCUUUGGAAAAGAACACUGAAGACGGACAAAGGUUUUACCUUGUGACAACAUAUAUUGAGCUUUGGUUCUAUUAUAAAGGUCAGAAAUCAAGUUUGUUUCAUUGUUAUGAAGUAAUUCGUGAGAAAGCUGUUUGCAAACUUUAUUUUGAUUUGGAGUUCUAUAAACCAGGGAAUCCAGGCACUGAUGGCAAAAUGAUGGUUGCACAGUUAAUUGAGCUUUUUUGUAAAAAUCUUGAAGAACAUUAUGGAGUUAAAUGUUCUGCUAAUGAUGUCUUGAACUUAGAUUCCAGCACUGAUGAAAAAUUCAGCCAUCAUUUAAUAUUUUUACUCCAUAAGACAGCAUUUAAGGAUAAUAUACAUGUUGGUAAUUUUGUGAGAACAGUUUUGCAGCCUGCUCUUCGUUUAACUAAGACUAAAGCUGCUGCUCCAAUUCCAGAAGAGGAGAUAGGCCAUGUUUUCGAGUCUUUCAAAGCUACAGCUGAAUUAAAUGGUUCUCCUGUUAAUACUGUAGCAGUAAUGGAUGCUUUUGGAAGUUGGCAGUCUUGCCUGUGCAAAACGCUGGACACUGAGACUUCACAACAGAAGGAAAAAUCAGAAUUUUCCUUUCUGGUAGUAAAUGAUAAAGAUGGAGGCAACCAACUUUUUGUGGAUAUGGGAGUUUAUACAAAGAAUAGAAACUUUCGGCUGUAUAAAUCAUCAAAAUCAGGAAGACGUGUGACUUUGGAAAUAGCAGAGGAUAACAAAUUUGUGCCUAAACUCAAAGAGAAUAUUUCUAUUGAAGAGCAGUAUUUCCUUUCCUCUUUGGUCUGCAACAUUAGGUCUUCAGACACUGAAAAAAUUCUAACUUGUGACAACCCAAAUGAGAAGAGAGGCGCGUCUAUGCACUUAAAUAGUAAUAUUUCUAGGAGCCCUUCAGUUUUAACAGAUCCCAUAGAAGGAUAUGAGUAUUCUCCCUAUCCUGAAGUUGACCGCUUUGUCCUUUCUUUAGUUAAUAAAGAUGGUGUUCAAGGAGGGAUACGACACUGGAAUUAUUUUUCCCUGGAAGAACUUCUUGUUUAUGACAUUUCCAGAUAUCGCUGGUGUGAAAACAUUGGAAGAGCUCACAAAAGCAACAACAUAAUGAUCCUGAUAGAUCUAAAAGGGGAAGUUUGGUAUCAAAAAUGUCAUGACCCUGUUUGUAGAGCGGAAAACUUCAAGUCAAAACGGUCUUCAUUACCACCUGAGAUAUGCCUCCCAUUUCUCUUCAAAGAGGAAGAAGAAUAUGUAUUUAUGGAUGAAAGUGGUAACACAAAAGAAAAAGUGGAACUAUCUUCAAACCCUCCAGACUCCUCAGAGAGCACACCAAGAAUAUUUCAAGACAACAGGACGUCUUUUGGCAAACUGUGCUCAAAUACAGAAUGGGACAAUGCAAGUGAUGAUGCCUGUUUUCUGGAAGCUACUGAAGACAUUGAACUAGCUGAAGCUGCAGAUAAUGGUUUGACCACAUGCAACUAUAACCUGGAAGAAAUACCUGAUGAACUCCUACUGGAGGCUGAGAAAACUGGAAACAUGCUAACCAGUAGCAACAAGCUUGGCUUAUCUACUUAAUGAAUCUAAGACAUCACAGUUGACCACAACUAUGUCCUAAUGCCAUAAAUCCUAUUUAUAGCAACUAGAGAAAUUCCUACUUUUCUGCCUCUAAAAGUAUAUACUUAAACUUGUUAUCAGCUGUACUUUCACAUAAGCAAUUUAGAUAAACAUUCAAGAACCAAGUGCAAGUAUGGCUUAAUAGGAUUAUAGCCUUCUUCCGUUGCUGCUUUUAUAGCUCACUUGGGUUGAGUGGCAGACCAGUCACAUGGAGGUUCUGGGCCUACAUAUCAAGCAGGUAAUUUCAUUCCCUUAACAUACUGUGGCACAGCACAAACUUAUCCUUCCAGUUGUCAAAUACAAAGACCAUAGCUGUGAAAACCAGACUACCAUCUUAUUUCCCAAGAAGUGGGUGUCACUGGACAGAGGAAGCACAGUGGAAUAUCCAUGCAGGCUUAUUCUGUUGUUAUUGUGUUUCCUGUUCCCAGGAUAGGUUUAAGAUGGGGCAUGAAUUUAAAAUAAAACACAAAGUGGCAAGUAUAACAUCUAUAAAA